AUGGAUUUUUUCGUUAAUUUUAUUUAUACUAAACAGUUUUCAGUUGAAAACUGGUUCCAAACUUCGUCCAAGAUGUGUUGUGCGGGGAGUAAUAAAAAACAUUUUUUUCUUCAAUUGAUAAUGGCUUGGUGGCUUUUACACGAGUUUCAAGUUUUUUGGAGGCUUUUUGAGGAAAAAAGAUGA
Molecule: messenger RNA, 183 nt
Organism: Clunio marinus
Lineage: Eukaryota; Metazoa; Arthropoda; Insecta; Diptera; Chironomidae
Source: the annotation of a GenBank genome assembly